UGUCGCCUUCCUUCUCGCCCGCUCCCCCACCCCGCCCCGCACCUGGCCUGGCGAACUGCCGUAUCCGGGUGCAUCCCUUCCGUCUCUCAUGGCUGCCGAGGGGCAGCCGGGCGCGGGUGGAGGCUGAGAGCCGGCGGGUCGGGGACCAGAGGGAGAUGAGUUGGUUCAACGCCUCACAGCUCUCGACCUUCGCCAAGCAGGCUCUGUCGCAGGCGCAGAAGUCCAUCGACCGGGUGCUGGACAUUCAGGCCGAAGAGGAGGAGGAGGGCGGCGGCGAAGGGGGCCCCGGUGACGGGCCCCGGCCCCGGCCCGGAGAGGCCGGAAUAAAUUCUCUUACAAGUGGAGGAUGGGAUACUUCUUCCUGGGGGGCAAGCUCAAAUACAGAACCCCAAAGUCAGCCAGCAUCAUCACCAACAGCCAUCACCAAACCAGUGAGGAGGACUGUGGUAGAUGAGUCAGAAAACUUCUUCGGUGCCUUUCUCUCUCCAUCAGAUGUUCAGAACAUACAGCAAGGUCCAGUGGUAUCUACGCCACCUACCAAAUCUCAGCGACCCAAAGAAGAUGUAAAAAGCACAAUACAAGAAUCUCUGCACACUGAUCUUUCAGAAACACAGCCAAAAGAUUUUGCUACAGUUUCCCCCGUCGAACUGAAAAACUUCAGUAGCUCCCAGGAGAACCUGGAAGAAAACCAUUCCUUAGGUAAUUCAGAAGUCAAGCAUGACGAAAACAGUAGUAAAGGUACUGAUCAAGAGGAAUCUCCUGAGAUUCCCAAGGUAGCAGAAUCUGCCGCUAUUGUGAAAUCAGUGUCAGCAAGUGAUGGACCUGGACCUGUGCCUGACAUCUCCGUGCAGCCUCUUUCUGCAGAGACAAAGAACUUAGGCCUGGAAACAAAGGAGCGAAAAAGCGAGGAUCGGCAAAGCAAUACACCUUCACCUCCAGUUAGUACCUUUUCCUCAGGGACAUCUACAACUAGUGAUAUAGAAGUUUUGGACCAUGAAAGUGUAAUAAGUGAGAGCUCAGUCAGCUCAAGGCAAGAGGCUGCCGACUCCAAAGCCAGUCUUCAUCUGAUGCAGACGUCAUUUCAGCUCUUAUCAGCAUCCGCUUGCACAGAAUAUAAUCGCCUAGAUGACUUUCAGAAGUUGACUGAAAGUUGCUGCUCCUCCGAUGCUUUUGAAAGGAUAGACUCAUUUAGCGUGCAGUCUUUAGACAGCCGAAGCGUAAGUGAAAUUAACUCAGACGAUGAAUUGUCAGGUAGGGGAUGCGCUUCGGUAUCUGUUGCCAUCAGCGUCCCUGUACUAAAAAGUGAUGAGGCCGAACCUAUAAAAAACAAAUCUGAAAGUCUCGUGCUGGCUGCAGAAGAAACAGAAAUGGAGGAAAGUGCGCGAAGUGCAACCCCUGUAAACUCUGAGCAGCCAGAUGCCUUGGCUGUUUCUGUGCCAACUGUUGAAGGGCAGACCCAGAAGGAGGACAUGGUGGUUCUUCGGUCCAGAGCGGAGAAGUUGUCCAAUGCGGAGUGUGAAAAAGAAGAGCUUUGCAAGAUUAUUGAUUCCUUGACGGAGAAACUGGAAAUGAGGGAAACUCAGCUAUUAAACGUUAGUAAAGAGAAAGCACACCUAGAAGAAGCUUGUGAUAACUUUAAAGAUGAAAUCUUCAAAAUUAAGGACGAGAACAGUAGCAUUUCAUCUCUCAAAGAAGAGUUUGCUCAACGAAUAGCAGAUGCAGAGAAAAAGGUUCAGUUAGCAUGCAAAGAGAGAGAUGCAGCUAAAAAGGAAGUAAAAAUUCUCAAAGAAGAUUUAGCAACUAGAUUAAACAGUAAUGAAACUGCUGAACUGCUAAAGGAAAAAGAAGAACAAAUUAAAGGAUUAAUGGAAGAAGGAGAAAAGCUUUCAAAACAACAGUUGCAAAAUUCUAACAUCAUCAAGAAACUAAGAAUGAAAGAGAAGGAGAGAGAAAAUACUAAUAUAAAGCAGAAUAAAAAAAUCAAGGAAUUAGAAGAAGAGUUACAUCAUUUGAAAAAGGUGUUGGAUGGCAAAGAGGAGCUUGAAAAACAGCAUAGAGAGAACAUUAAGCAGCUAAAUAGCGUGGUUGAACGACAAGAGAAGGAACUUGUCAGAUUCCAGCUGGAUCUUGAAGAUCUGGAAGAGAAGAAUCGAAGCAUUCAAGCAGCUCUCGACAGUGCUUACAAAGAACUAGCAGAUCUUCAUAAAGCCAAUGCUACAAAGGACAGUGAGGCGCAAGAAGCAGCUUUAAGUCAUGAAAGGAAAGUGAAGGAGGAGCUGAGCUUAACUCUGGAGCGGGCCCAGGAGGAGGCUCGUCAACAGCAAGAGGCUUUAGCCAUUCAGGUAUCAGAUUUGAGACUGGCCCUGCAACGUGCAGAACAACAAACAGCUAGAAAGGAGGAUUAUCUGCGCCAGGAGAUUAGUGAGCUGCAACAGAGACUCCAAGAAGCAGAAACGCGCAACCAAGAGUUGAGUCAGAGUGUUACAUCUGCUACCAGGCCCCUGCUGCGGCAGAUAGAAAACUUGCAAGCAACCCUAGCAGCACAAACCUUGUCCUGGGAGAAGCUGGAGAAGAAUCUUUCAGAUCGGCUCGGGGAAUCUCAAACUGCCCUAGCGGCCCAGGCAGAAAGAGAACGCGCUGCUACAGAAGAACUUCUUGCCAAUAAAAUUCAACUCUCUGCCACUGAGUCACAAAAUAGCAUCCUAAGGCAGGAAAACAAUCGCCUUCAAGCUCAACUCGAGGCAGAGAAAGUCAGGCUUAAGAAACUAGAAAAUGAAAACAACCGGUUUGAAGUUGAACUAGAAAACCUAAAAGAAGAAUAUGUUAAAACUGUGGAAGAAACAAAGAAAGAAAAGACGCUCUUAGCUACUCAACUAGAAAUGGAGAAAAUGAAAGUUGAGCAAGAAAAGAAGAAAGCCCUUUUUGUACAAGAAACUGUGAGAGAGAAGGAACGCAAGUUAUACAUUUCCUCCACACUGGAAACUACGUCAAGCACACCAACUCUGUCACGCUCAAGUUCUAUAAGUGGGGUUGAUAUGGCAGGCCUUCAGGCCUCCUUCAUGUCCCAGGAUGAUCCACAUGAUCAUUCCUUUGGUUCAGUGUCUACAACUGGGAACAAUCUGUAUGAUGCCAUGAGAAUGGGAGCUGGAUCAAGUAUCAUUGAAAAUUUACAGUCACAAUUAAAAUUACGGGAUGGAGAGAUUUCUCAUCUACAGCUGGAAAUUGGAAACCUUGAAAGAACUCGAUCAGCAAUGGCAGAAGAACUGGUAAAAUUAACAAAUCAAAAUGACGACUUGGAAGAAAAAGUAAAGGAGAUACCCAAGCUACGUGCACAACUAAGGGAUUUGGAUCAGAGGUACAAUACCAUUCUCCAGAUGUAUGGUGAGAAAGCAGAAGAGGCAGAAGAAUUGAGGUUGGACCUUGAAGAUGUGAAAAAUAUGUACAAGACUCAGAUUGAUGAGCUUCUGAAACAAAGGCAUAGUUAGUUCAUUGUGGAAUUGUAGCUUGAAAACCGUGUUGCAUUAAACUGUAGAGAUAUUUAUGUAAAUUCAAACAACUUGUAAAGUAUUUGUACUAUAGAGGUGAUUAUAUUCCAGUUCAUAUGUUGGCAAAAAUCAUUGUGUUUCUUGAUGGGCCACUGGUCAGCAGUUAAAUUAUUUGUUAAUAUUUAAAAUCUUAUAUCUGUACCUCAAUGCUCAUUAAAGGCAGGCAUUACCAUCUUG
Molecule: messenger RNA, 3722 nt
Organism: Pogona vitticeps (central bearded dragon)
Lineage: Eukaryota; Metazoa; Chordata; Lepidosauria; Squamata; Agamidae
Gene: TMF1
Product: TATA element modulatory factor 1
Cellular component (GO): endoplasmic reticulum; Golgi apparatus
Source: RefSeq, a predicted model, not a curated record